Cynoglossus semilaevis (tongue sole) is the source of this 1369-nucleotide messenger RNA. It is a transcript of the gene tmem116, whose product is annotated as transmembrane protein 116. Lineage: Eukaryota; Metazoa; Chordata; Actinopteri; Pleuronectiformes; Cynoglossidae. The coding region runs from base 187 to 1284 and encodes 365 amino acids. The transcript is spliced from 11 exons. Gene Ontology annotation, biological process: adenylate cyclase-activating G protein-coupled receptor signaling pathway. Gene Ontology annotation, cellular component: plasma membrane. The record is from RefSeq and is a predicted model, not a curated record. Gene Ontology annotation, molecular function: G protein-coupled receptor activity.
GGCAGUAGAUCCACUGGCUUCAUCCCUAACAGACAGAGGCUCUCUCAGUGGGCGUGGUCAGAACGCUGAAGCCCCGCCUCUUGUUGAGCUGUAGGAUAAAACAGAGUGAGCACAGCGAGCACUCAGUUUGAGAACCGUCGUCUCCUCUCUCCUCCUUCACAGGGUUUUGAAUCUUACUCUUCCAACAUGUGGACGCUACUCCCUCUACAGGACGUUCUUGGCAACAGCUCAAAGAAAAAUAUGACAGAAACUCUGGACUGGAAUAAGGUGAAAGAGGGCGUCAGGUACCUUCAGCUGCUCCUGGCCCUGCUCAGUGUUGUCGGUUCCGGUUUAAUCAUCAGCUUUGUGAUGUCACAGAGACUGGGCCGCAAACCUGAGAUGCAACCAUUGCUACUCCUGUGUGUGUCCGACUUCCUGCUCGCCUUCUGCUGGCUGUUAGGAGCAGCCAUCUUUUUCGAGAACAGGGGCAGCAUGAGCACACACUGCUACAACAUGCGAACACUGGAGCAGGCCUUCUAUAUGGCAGCUUUCUUUUUUACCCUCAACUACACCUGGAGCCUCUACAGUGGCAUCACAGAGAAGCUGAAAAGCUGUUUCUAUGGUUACUCUGUACAGUUUUCUAACAGAGUGAGCACAGCAGGAAGAACCACCGCCGUGCUCUCAGGAAUGACUCCUCUGCUGCUCGUGUCUCCUGUCCUCAUCUAUGGAAACAUCAGACAUUGUCAGGCCAACUUCACUCAGCCAAACAGGUGUCUGCUGAUGGAGACUGGAGCUCUGUUUCUGACAUCAGAACAGCAGCAGCCAAUCAGAAGCUGCCGUCUGCUGCACAUCUAUGCAAUCAGCACCUUCUGCAUCACCUUUGUCCUGACUGUGGGCGGAGUCACGGUGUUGGCAGUGAAGGCGUGGCGUCUCCAGCGGCGGCUGGUGACAUCAGCAGGCUACAUGGGCACUGAGCAGAGGGCAUGGCUGCGUGUGAUUGGCUGGAGAAUGCUUCUCUACCCUCUGAUCUUUGUCUUCUGCUGGGGACCAGUGGCAGCAUUAACGUUCCUGGAUGUGCUGAAUCCCACACUGAAUCAGGGAAAAGUGGGCGUCGCCCUCUACAUGUUUCAGACUUUGACCUCGGUCUCUCAUGGUUUCCUCAACUCUCUGGUCUACUGCUGGACUCACCUGUGUCUCCGCCACACCAGCAGGGCGGCGCUGUGCAGAGACAUGGACACUCAGACACCUCUGCUGUCGUCACAGAAGAACCAACCGCAGAAGAGGAGCUACAGGGCUCUGAGCUGAAGCCUAGCCUGCAGAGGGCGAUGGACCCUCCUCUCUGAAAUGGCUGCAGUGCCACUGCUGUCCAGCAGGGGCUGAUGCCCACAGA